GUGCGCCGUGCGGGCGGCAGCAUGGCGGCGGCCGAGGCGUUGGGCGCGGCGCGGUACUUCACGCGCUGGUACAAGACGUCAAGGGGCGGCCGUGCGAGGACUUCUGCGUGCUGCAGCACUCCAACAGGUACGGGCAGAGACUGCGCUGGAGCUGCUUUGAGCACUCAGGGGCAUGGCUUUGCACCACUACGGCACGGUAACUGUCAGUCUUGUUGCAGAAUCUGCGUCAUCACGUUGGCAGAAGCCCACCCUCUUCUUCAGCCCGGAAAAACAAUUACAAGCAUUAAUUACCAAAUCAGUCCCAACUGUAGCAGGCUUCAGAAUAAGGUCUCUGGGAAGUCCAAAAGGGGAGCUCAGUUUUUAACAGAACUUGCCCCGCUCUGCAGGAUAGCCUCCUCAGAUGGAGAAGAAUAUACCAUUUACAGUUGUAUACGAGGGCGACUGAUAGAAGUGAAUGAAAACAUUCUUAGCAAUCCAGCACUUCUGCAAGAAAAGGUUGGAAAUUUCAAGUAAUCACAGAACUGUAGAAUCACCAAGGUUGGAGAAGACCUCCAAGAUCAUCCAGUCCAACCACCCAUCACAUUAAAGUUAAACCAUAAGGUUGUAAAUUAGAGCUCCUUUCUGACUGCGUCCCAAUACUUGUACUCUGAAAAUAAAGUUGUCUUAUUUCUUAUAAACGCUUUUAUUUCCCUUCUCCCCACUGAAGCACACCACAUACAGCGUCAUUACCUGGUGAAUAAAUACAUGGAGUAGGCCAUACUUGACAUGCCUUGUCCAUGUUGCACGAUCUCAUUCUCUUGGUCCUCCCAUUUCUCUGUCUCAGAAUCCACAUCAGAUGUGAGCAGGUGCAGUUCUAAUCCAAGUUUUGCAAUUUUUGCCUGUUCCUGUAAACGUUAAGAAUAAUUUUGGCAUAUGAAAAUAUGUUCUCCAGGCAGGAGAAAAAAAAUAAUUGGAAGAACUUUCACUAAAAUGAUAGCAUCUUACCUCAGUAUCUAGUUUGACUGGCUUUAGUGUUUUCAGAUUUGCAUUAUGCUUCUGUUUCAAACAAAAAAUAAUAAUUUUUAAUAAAAAGAAUUGAUAGUCAUUUUUGCUAGCAUAUGAAAAGAGAUGGCUGUACACUUAAGACUUUGCAGGAGAGUUCUAGCAGUUCACACAAACUUCUUAACAGAAGCUGAGAACCUGUUCUGAUUUGGAUGUCCUUUUGAAAUGGGAAGUGCAGCCAGGGCCCGUACCUCCAGACACAGUCAGGUUUCAAGGAGAAGACCACUUCCACAAUUCUCAGGCUUGUGCCUCUCUUCUAUUUUCUCAUGCAGUACCAUUUUUCCCCUUACCCUCAAAAUCCCAGGUACUAGUUACUGCUGAACAGUCAAUUGAGUACAACCGCACUGAUUUUCCCAACAAACACCACACUGCUGUAUCAGUGACUUAGGAGUAGCUGAACCUUCCAACCUGAGCUGGGGUACAUAUAAACGUUGGCAUGACAACGUAACUGAUCCUUCUGUGUCAGUUUGCUGAAGUAGCUGGAAAUGAACACAGAGUCUUUCAAUUUUUUUUUUCCCCCUCUUCCAUUCUCUUAUUUAAGUCUUCAGCUAUCCAAAACAUGUCUGACUGCAAGCCAAACACUGGCUCAGAUUAAAUGAUAAUUAGUGGUACUGACGUGAGCGAAAUACCCAAUACGACAGAGCUUGCAAACCGCAUAACGGAUCAACACAGCAAUAUAUCUGAUCUGUUGCAAAUUAAUUUGCAUGUUCAGAGAAAGCAGCAGUUUCAGGCUUUUGCUUCACGUGCUGAUGCUGUCACUGUGCAAAGACAACAGAAACUAAUAUGGGAGCCACAGCCUGCACUCAGAAACCACGGUGGAGUACAGGGAAAUGAAGAGUAUAAAGUUGGUGUCAUAGCUUGGAGAGGUUUGUGUGAACCACUAGAGGAGGUUGGAGGACAAGAGUGCAGCAUUGGAAUCCUUGCCUGAGGAUCUAAAGAGAGCUGCUAUUAAUUAGUGGGAAUACUCAGACAAAUUAAGCCGUGGAAUCCCUGCCAGAGGGAAGUGGGAAACACUACCCACUGUGAGUAGCAUAAGAAACACAGCUCCAGGCAUGGUCUCUAUCUCUGACUUGAGGAAUCUAAGCAAAAAUGAAAUACUGCUUUUAUGUUUCUACUGCAGUUUGCUGCUCAGACUUUAGCUGCUACGCCAUUUCUUUUCCCCAUCCCCACAUUUUUAAUAGCUCUGGAUCAUCUCAGUGUCUACCCAGAUGUAAUUCUGCCAAUGUAUUAGAACAAAUGGGACAAACUGUUCUCAUAUCAAAGGAUUUUGAAGAAAAAAGUGCACAAAUCGAUACUCCUAAUUGUCAUUUGGUUCUAUCUUAAAGAUGUAGUUCAAGAAAUGUCAGUUUCAAGGCAGACUCUUGAAGAAAAACACAAAGCCAAGCUAGAUUUCUAUUUAAAUACAGACCUCGGACUACAAGGUAUGGCAAAAAUUUAAGCUGCUGAGUGAAGGGCAUUCAACAAAAUGAGCACGUGACUUUCUCUAUCUACAAGUAACUAAAGAAGCCUUAGAAUGUUUGUCAUACUUGUAGAUUUCUCCACUCUAGUGUUCACUCACUCUAUUUGAAUAGAAAAAUUGGUUAAAAAAACCCACAAACAUUACAUGAGCACUUACCACUUGGCUUUCAAACCAUGAUUUGAAAAAUAUGCUCAUGCAUAUCUGUUUGUUCAAAUAGGUCAGUUCAGACAACAAUACAAUAAAUUUAAAGUACCAGGAUUUAUCUUAUAGUACAUUGCAGUGUAUUCUCACUGUUUUAGUAGUGACAGUGCAUUUAUUACACAUCGUUGAAGUUAAGCAUGUGGUGAAAAUGUCACAUUAAUAAACAGGGAUUAAAGCCCACCUAUACAGUAAGUGAUUAAAGUCUGUGUGAUUAGUUA
Gallus gallus (chicken) is the source of this 2919-nucleotide messenger RNA. It is a transcript of the gene ABITRAM, whose product is annotated as family with sequence similarity 206 member A. Gene Ontology annotation, molecular function: actin filament binding; actin monomer binding. Gene Ontology annotation, biological process: regulation of actin filament polymerization; dendrite morphogenesis; regulation of filopodium assembly. Lineage: Eukaryota; Metazoa; Chordata; Aves; Galliformes; Phasianidae. Gene Ontology annotation, cellular component: filopodium tip; lamellipodium; dendrite. Bases 22 to 513 code for a protein of 163 amino acids. The record is from RefSeq and is a predicted model, not a curated record. The transcript is spliced from 6 exons.